Cetraspora pellucida is the source of this 385-nucleotide messenger RNA. NCBI's taxonomy places the organism in Eukaryota, Fungi, Glomeromycota, Glomeromycetes, Diversisporales, Gigasporaceae. The record is from the annotation of a GenBank genome assembly.
AUGAGGAAAUUGCUGCAGAAUUCCAGUGCAAUCGAAGCACAGUAUUAAAGAUUCUGAAGCAAAAACAAUGGUCUAAUAUAAGUAAAGUUUCAAAAAAUGCAAAUGCAUUUAAAACAACCAGUUCUAAAUUUCCUCAGAUUGAACAAGCCCUUGGAAUGUGGAUUGGUACUGCUGAGCAAAGGCAACCUAUUCUUACAGAAGAAGUAAUUCACCAGAAGGCUCUUGAGUUUGCAGCAUUGUUAAGAGUUCCAGAAAGUGAUUUUAAAGCAUCUGAUGAAGCAGAGAGUGCCCUGAUAGAAUUUUUGCCCCAAUUUCGUGAAGAGCUAAAAGAUCUCUUAAAGUUAUAUGAACCCCGAGACAUUUUUAAUGCAGAUGAAUGUGGUCU